Molecule: messenger RNA, 1806 nt
Organism: Cotesia congregata
Lineage: Eukaryota; Metazoa; Arthropoda; Insecta; Hymenoptera; Braconidae
Source: the annotation of a GenBank genome assembly
AUGGUAAAAAUUACUAUAUUGGUGGUAGUAUUCAUUACUAUCGAACUGUUGAUCGAAAACGGCGCAAUCUUGGAUGCAGUUUGUUCGGGUCCAGAAAAAGUGAGCCAAACUCCGUUGUACCAAGCGGCUCUGAUGAACCACGUGGGCUGCGCAAAGACUCUUUUGCUCCACGGUGCAAAACUUUCAUUGGGAUCAGAAGGGAUUUGUGAACCGUUGCAGAUUGCCGUCUUCAAAGGCCACCUGGAAAUGGUGGCUCUGCUUUUAGACCACGGUGCGAAUGUCAACACCCGGUUCACCAAUAACUUCUUCGAACUCUUCAAGUACGCGCUGCUUCCUGAGGUUUGGAAGGACCAAGAUCUUCCAUUGCUCCACUUUGCAAUCCUGAUGAAGUCCAAGAAAAUGGCGGCAUUCCUGUUCAUCCGUGGAGCGGACGUUAAUAUGGAGACCAGGGGUGGCAAUACGACUUUGUUGCAAGCCAUCAAAGCCAACAACUUUGAAAUGGCCAGAAUACGCCAAUCGGCAAUAUACAUCUAUGAUAUUAAAAUUAAAAAAAAGAUUAUUUUAAAGAUAUUAAACAAAUAUGCCCCUGAAAUUACCAUUAAAGUGACUGGAAAUUCAAACUCCUGGAUUACCAAAGAACUUAAAUAUAAAUGUCAUGAGCGUGAUUCUCUCUAUAAGAGAGCAAAAAGAACUAAAAAUCAAGAUUUACUUGCUCUUUAUAAGGAUAUGAGAAAGAAACUAAAAUUAGAAUUGAAUAAUGCUCGUGAAAACUACUUAAAAAGUCAACUAACUACUGUAUCACCUGGUAAAACAAUUUGGAAUAAACUCAAACGCCUAGGAUUAAUAAAGACAAAACAAACUUCACCCCUGAACUACUUUGAUGCGAGUCUUUUAAAUGAGCACUAUGCUAAUAUAGUAAGGAAACAUCCACCUUGUGAUAUUAACUUUGUAAAUUCAUUAUCUUCCCUAUAUCACAAAAAAGUUGAAUGCUCCUUUAAAUGGCACCAAAUAGAUAUUGUUGAUGUAACAAAAGCUCUACAUCUAACAUUUCAAAAGACAAAAGGGAAAAGUCCUGAUGGCUUAAAUCUGAGUUGGUUACGGUCAAACAGUAAACUAAAAUCAUUAAACAUUGACUCGCUACCACCCAUUAUUAUCAACAAUGUUCCUUUACCGUAUGUAAGCCAAACAAAAUGUCUGGGCUUAUCGUUAAACAAUGAUCUCUUAUGGAAAAAUUAUGUUUCACAAACUGUUAGAAAAGUAAAUGCUGUUCUCUAUACAUUAAAAAGUCGGAAAAAUAUUUAUACUACUGCUAUCAGAAAACUUCUAGUCACUGCAACUAUUCUUCCUCUUAUUGAUUAUUGUACUGUAGUGCUUAUUGAUGCCACAGCUGACAAUAAUCUAAAAUUACAGCGAGCAUUAAAUAGUUCAAUACGAUUUAUUUAUAAUCUAAAGAGAGAUGAACAUAUUACUCCAUACAGACGUAAAUUAAAUUGGUUAUCUGUGAAGUCAAGACGUCUAUAUUAUUUAAUCACUUAUUAUUAUAAACUAUUGCAAACAGGAAAACCUAGUUACCUUAGGGAAUUAUUUGUUGAAGAUGAAGCUAGACGUUCUGAAAGAUUAGCUAUAAAAACAAAUAAUGUAAAUUUUGAAUUGCCAAAUUUUUCUACAAAUUAUCUUGAAAAUUCAUUUGUAGUAACUACAAUACGUUUGUGGCAAAAUUUACCUGCAGAAAUUGCGAAUGCAAGCAGUCUAGAAGUGUUUAAAACAAAGAUCUAUGACUAUUUCUUGGAACUUGACUUUCAGUAA